ACAGCACGUCAGGAUUUACCCAAGGGACGUGAUUAUGAAGUUUGAAAUCUAUUGGUUGUUUUGAAAUUAAACAAAGACAUUUUUUAAAAAGAGUUAGCGCCAGAGAAUUGGCGGGUGUAAGAAAGUAACGCCAGUCGAUAAAAUAAUGUCCUUUGUAGACAGUCACGUUUCUAAGAGCUCUGUUUGAAAAGCCUUUGUAAUAUGUUUCAUGCUCAUUAAUUUGUAAUUUGUACAUAAACUGUACUUACGUUGUAUUUGAAUAAAGUUCCAGAGUUUUGUUUUAUCAAAGAAUCGUUAAUUGUGAUUCUAGAUCGUCAUUUUUUGCAACUAUUGAAUUCAAGUAAAAUCCCCGGCAUAACAACACAUCGUACCAUCCAAAUGUUGUUACAUCUGGCACUCUCCGACGAACAAAAGUUCAUGGACAACUUUUAACGAAAUUUAUUCAAGAUCUAGGACCAAUUUCUAAACUCUUCAAAGGAACUUCAUUCUUAUUUAACGGAGGACAGAAUUUCUGUGUUUAACAGGUCAGUUGGUUAUCGAUAAUUCUUUUAUAAAGAUUUUCGUUAGAGUUACGUCUAACUCACGAAAUCUUACUAUAUGUAAUUGGCAAAAGGAAUAAGACCAAUAUACAUAAUAACGGGCAUUAUUAAAAGACCAGUAAAUCAAAUAACUGGCAUUAUAAAAAAGACCAGUAAAGCAAAUAACUGGCAAUAUAAAAGACCAGUAAAGCAAAUAACUGGCAUUAUAGUCAUUACAAAGAAGACCAGUAAAUAAUCAUUUGUGCAGCACAAAGUAAACAGAAGACCAGAUUUAACCAACUGUUAAACCAGAAAAAAAAAAAAGUACUCGGCUCAAUAGAUCCAUACAUCUACACUUCCUACAACGACUCCAGUAGUACUUCUACUGUAAAACAAAGUUCUACUUCAUAGCCAGUUACGGCAUAACUAACAUUGAUUUGUUAUAUUCAAAACGUUACUAUAUUUCUACAUUCCAAGUUGGUAUAUUUUUCAACAUGUCUCCAAAGACAAGAACACAAAGAUGGUUAGAAUUAUUUGACAUAGCUAAAGAAAAACAAGUACCUAAACCAGAAGAAUGGGUUCAUCGACAGGAAGAAAAAGAAUAUCAAGCAAAAGUACAUUGUAACAUGACUUUAACAACAGACAUAAUAGGUGAAGCCAUAGCUUUAGCAGAAAAACUCAACAUUCCUUCACAUGAACGAGAAAGAUGGUUUGAUAAUAAAUUAGCUGAGUUCGACAGAGAAAACGACAGAAGACGGCAAGAAGAACUAAAACGAGAAUUAUUAGAAUUGAAAAAUACCGAAUUCAAAGCUGAACAAAAGAAUGAUGCAACAUUAACAAGAAUAUACCAGAAAGCUCAAUUAAGAAAGCGUACAGCAUAUCUCGAAGAUGGAUUUCUCAAGAAGAUUACUUUCCACAAGUACAAUGUCAUUGAACAAAUAUAUGUACCAAAGAAGUUCAGAAAACAAAUAAUUAAAGCAAAGCAUAAGUUUUAUGACACUAUACAUAUGAGUGUAACAAGUACUAAGAAGAGAAUUGCCAAAGAAUAUUAUUGGCCUAGCUUGACCAAAGAUGUCAAGAAAUACAUUAAUAAAUGUUUACAUUGUCAAUGGGAUCAUUAUGAGAAACAAACUCAAAAGAAAAGCAACAUAACUAAAACAAAGAAUGAACCAGACUACAAAGUCAGAAUUGACAACAAUGAAUCUAUGAAUCAUGACUCAAGCAAAUCUAAAGGGACAUCACUGCCUACUACAUGUCCACCCCUACCUGUUACUAUAUGUCCAUCCCUACCUGCUACUAGUUCUACAUGUCCAUCCCUACCUGACAAUACAAGCCCACCUCUACCAAGUACUUUCCCAUCCCUAACCACUGAUGAUGACUUCAUACAUCAAGACUUGAAUAAGACUGCAUCUGCAUCAAAUACUAUGAUAGGCAUUGAACAUUUUUGCUACAAUCAAGACAAGUCUCAUGAACCAGAACCAGAAGCAGAAAUUAAAGAAACUUAUACUCAAUCAACUUUGGCUAUACCAGACAAAAGUGAAACUGUUCAAUCUGACUCUAUCACUCAUACAAGUAUUCCUCAUUUGAAAGAAUAUGAGUCAACUAACGAAGCCAUUACAACAAAGAAUAUUGAAAGUCAAAGAAUAGUACAUGAACACAUGAAAUCAAGACAGUUUGAUCAAGGAGAUAAAGUCAAAUUACUGUUACCAGAUUUCAGUAACAAACUGUUUUACAAAUGGCAAGGUCCUUUCCACAUCAUCAGAAAGAUUUCCAACCUGCUUUAUGAAAUCAACAUCAACAAGUCAACCAAAGUAAUUCAUGUUCAUAUGUUUGAACAUUACCAUGAAACAGAUAAUGAAGACAUCAAAGCAGAAGCUGAACAUUUUACAAGCUUAGCAACUAUUCCUGAGGAAGAAGAAGAAACAUCAUCAACACCCAUUCCUGAGAUAGAUGUUUCAUUACCAGCAUCAAAUCAAAUUGACAUUCCAAAGGUCAUCACUCUGGAUGACAUAGCAGCAUCAAAUCACAUUGACAUUCCCAAGGUCAUCACUCUGAAUGACAUAGCACUACAAACAGUGAAGAACAUUAAAGUGUUUACAGACCAUGCAGAUUUCUUUACCAGUGUUUCUGAGACAUUUCCAGUACUGCAAUUUGAAAGAAACCCAGAGAGCAACAACAUUGACAACACCAAGUUUCAUCCUCCGUCCACUCAAGGGGCAACUUUUCUUCAGAAAGGAACAAAUGAACUUCUUCAACAUUGCUGUAUUGACCGAUUGAACUCAGACAUGUUCAGUCAUUGCUCUAUUGAACAUUCUAAUGCAAAGCAUUCUGCUACCAUUGUUCUACAGCGUCAAAGUUCAUCAACCAGAAAAUUGAGUUUUGGUUUCGGACAGUUCUUAUUUUCACCAAACUCAAACGCGGUUCAAUCAGAAAGUAUCUGUGAGAUCAAUAUGACAUGGAGACAACAGCUUCAUAAACUGAAAGACCUUUUCUUCAAGUUUAGAAAAUGCACAUCCAUGUCGGCAAUUCAGAAGGGUUCCGAACUUUACAUUUCUACUCUACAUAUGUACUAUAGCAUAUUUAGUGCCACUUGAUCCAUUAUCAUUCAUACUCGUCAAGGAAGAACAGUAUUCAGUUGUACUUAAUCAAUUAAUUUGUCAACUCAUUUUUUUCCACAGGUAUUCUAUAUCAGAUGUUUCAUUUAUUUUUCAGCACCAAGCAACCCACUGAGGAAGGUCACUCAUUCAAGAUACUUUGUUUAUUAUGUUUCAGCAUCUUUGCAUAUGACAUGCAUCAGACAUUUUAAUUUUUAAAUCAUGAGCAUUUUAUUUAGGUAUUUUAUUUCAGGUCGAAUAUUAUUGCAUAUAUCCUAUUAUAAUAGUACAGAUACAUGACAGACAAUUGGAAUUUUUCAUUGCUUCACACAUGUUAAGAUUGAUCACAUUGAGUAUUAUUUUCUCAGAAGAUUGUCAUGUACUAUCACAAUUAUUUUUUCUAUGUCAAUUUUUCAUAUGCAAUAUAUUUUUCCAUGUACACAUUUUCACAUUAGUACUAACCAAAUGAGUUAUAAUGUCAUAUUUUAAUUUCAUCAUAAGGCACCAUGAAGAGAAGUAACCUAUUCAAUUCAAGAUUUAAUUUAUCCAAGUAUUAUGCUUUGUACAACUUUUGAUAUUGUUCAUGACAAGCAUUGUCUCAUUUUCAUAACCACUUGAAUAGUGAAAUAGGUGUUCAAAGUCAUCUAUAAUUUUAUUCACUGCAUUUACAUUUUUUUUAUUAUUGUUGUUAUCUCCAAGUUGACUUUAUUUUGUCAUAUGUUACCUCAACCAUUUUUCUAUAAUUUCAUGUAUGGUAUUUUGUGUAUAUUUAAAUAAUUUUAAUACAUAUGAGCAUUUCUAUUACCAUACAAAUGCUAAAUGGAGGGGGGGGGGUAAUAUGUCACAGAUUACAUUAUAGAAUUGUUUGUACAUUUCACUUUUAAAAGAAAAUAUAAGCCCUCGACAUGAGCCUCGGGAUUUACCCCUCAAAUUUAGACACUUGACAGCACGUCAGGAUUUACCCAAGGGACGUGAUUAUGAAGUUUGAAAUCUAUUGGUUGUUUUGAAAUUAAACAAAGACAUUUUUUAAAAAGAGUUAGCGCCAGAGAAUUGGCGGGUGUAAGAAAGUAACGCCAGUCGAUAAAAUAAUGUCCUUUGUAGACAGUCACGUUUCUAAGAGCUCUGUUUGAAAAGCCUUUGUAAUAUGUUUCAUGCUCAUUAAUUUGUAAUUUGUACAUAAACUGUACUUACGUUGUAUUUGAAUAAAGUUCCAGAGUUUUGUUUUAUCAAAGAAUCGUUAAUUGUGAUUCUAGAUCGUCAUUUUUUGCAACUAUUGAAUUCAAGUAAAAUCCCCGGCAUAACAACCCAUCGUACCA
This is a messenger RNA of Biomphalaria glabrata, 4428 nucleotides long. RefSeq lists its product as uncharacterized. The record is from RefSeq and is a predicted model, not a curated record. Lineage: Eukaryota; Metazoa; Mollusca; Gastropoda; Planorbidae. The transcript is spliced from 2 exons. Bases 1013 to 3112 code for a protein of 699 amino acids.